AUGAUACAAGAGGGAACAAGCUUCAAAUUUUCAAACAUUAUUUCAAAAGGUGAAAACACAUUUUGGGCAGGCAGCAAUACUUCAAUUAGUUACUGUGCAGUUGUUGAAACUGCAGUAGAUUCAGCUACUUUGUGUCUCCCUGAAAAAGAACCUGCAGAAGGAAUCCAAAAGCCUUUCAAAGAUGCCUUGGUUUCUCCAAACAAAUCUACAGUAACAGGAAAAGUUGCCAAGGUAUCUCCUUUACAUAUGAGAAUGCAAGGGACCUUGCCUGUCAAAGCACUCCUUCUGAAAGAUGUAACAGCCAAAGCAAAAGUCUGCCUUUUUGGAGAUAAUGCCUCAAGUAACUAUGCUAGAGGAGAUGUUGUACAAGUGGCAGCAGUUUUUCCUAAAACAUUUCAAAACCAGAAACAAUUAACAACAUCCCCCAUCUCUAAAUGCCAGUUCUUAUCAGACAUGCCCGAAAUCAUAAUAAAUCAAGACGAUGAGGAGACUGCAGACCCCGAUUUUGAAGAACCUUUAGAUGUAGAAGAAAUGCACGAAAUCACCUUGACAGAUUUCAUGGAUGUUGAUAACUACAAAUGUUGCAGUGCCAAAGCCUGUCGACAAAAGAAGUACCAGGGAGGAAAGUGCCCCAUCUGUAACAGGACAGACUCAAUCAUGUUUUCGUUCAGAGUCAAUUUCCUUUACUCCACUGAAAAAGAAAAGGAUAAAAAAUAGCCUUAUUCCCUUCC
Ostrea edulis (European flat oyster) is the source of this 731-nucleotide messenger RNA. RefSeq lists its product as uncharacterized. Bases 1 to 717 code for a protein of 238 amino acids. The record is from RefSeq and is a predicted model, not a curated record. Lineage: Eukaryota; Metazoa; Mollusca; Bivalvia; Ostreida; Ostreidae. The transcript has 4 exons.